AUGGAACAUCCAUUCUUUCAACAAGAGGAGCCUUUCGACUUUUCAGUAAUGACGGCGGAUCAUAUCGUCACAGACGUCGACUUGGCAUUUAAAAAGUGCACCGAAAAUUUGGACCAAAUACACACUAGAGCAAUGGAAGAGGUGAACUUUGAAAACACUGUUGUUGCUCUAGAACUGGCGACGCUGCCCCUUGACGACGUCUUUCUUAAAAUAGAGCUUUUAUCUGGCGUGCGCAACGAUAUGCCGGGAUUUGAAAAGGCCUAUGACAAUGUCGUUGGGAAGAUUACUGAAUACCGAACGGCUAUCUUUGCAGACGAGCACUUGUUUGCAAGAGUCGAAAAGGUGCAUUUGGAAUGCGAAAAUUUUCAUUUGAAAGACGACGAGAAACGACUGACUGAAUUGAUGUACAACAAUUUUGUUCAAGGCGGUGCUGGACUUCCAAAGGACAAGAAAGAACAAUUCAAAGCAUUUGAUAAAAAGAUUUCGGAGCUGGGCCAAACAUUUAUGAACAACUUGUCGAAGUGUUUAGACAGGACAUACGUUGAGGUGCAAGAUGUGAACGAACUUGAUGGAGUUCCUAAGGAAGCUAUAGCUCGAUUUAAGAAAGAAGCAGAAGAGAGAAAGAUGAGUGGGUAUGCCAUUAAUAUGCAAGCGCCGAAUUACAUCGCAGUGAUGACGUACUGUAAAGACCAAAAAUUGAGACAAAAAGUGUUUGAAACGUAUAACAGAGUGUGCUCCUUUGGAGAAUUUGAUAACAGUGAGAACGUCAUUUCGAUAUUACAGUUGCGAGAAGAAAUGGCACAUAUCAUCGGGUUCAAUACCAUCGCCGACUUCAUUCUGAAGAACCGAAUGGCGAAGAACGGGGAGAACGCAAUGCACUUUGUCGAGGGACUCCACCAACGCACGCAAAGGUUCUUCGACAAAGACGUUCAACGACUUCAAGAAACAAAAGCUCAAGUGACUGGACGACAAGACAAAUUGAAGCCUUGGGAUAUCAGCUUCUAUAUUAAUAUUAUUAAGGAACAAGACUACAAGUUGGAUGAAGAGGAGUUUCGAAAGUACUUUAACUCGAAGAACGUCUUGUAUGGCAUCUUCCAAGUGUUUAAAAAGAUGUACUCUGUCACUUUUAAACAGAAGGAAGUGCCUGUAUGGGCAGACGGUGUCGAGUACUACGAAGUCUAUAGAAACGAUAACUUCUUGGGAAGUGUCUACUUUGAUUUGUUUCCAAGGAAAGGAAAACGAAGCGGCGGAUAUCACGAAAUCAUAAGAAUGCCACAUGGAACAGUAAGACCCGUGUGUGUUGUUGUGACGAAUUUGACACCACCAGGAGAGGACGGAAUUGCACACUUCAGUCACGACGAAGUGGAAACACUGUUCCACGAGUGUGGCCAUUUGAUCCACACAUUACUUGCUGAAGCCAAAUAUCCACAAUUCACUGCACUGAAAGUGGCUUGGGAUUUUGUCGAGUUGCCGUCGCAGAUUAUGGAGAACUGGACGUACGAGAAAGAAGUCUUCGACAUCAUUGGAAGGUACAAAAUCGAUGGAAAAGAGUGUGGAAUUGUACCCGACGUGUUGUACGACAAAAUGAUGAAGGCAAAGACCUUUAUGAGUGCGUAUUACAUGAUGAGACAACUCUCUUUUGGUAAAAUGGACUUGGAACUCCACUUGAACUACUUGAAGAGUGGAAAGCCGAUCGACCAAUUCAUCAAGGAAGUGACAAAAGAGUAUCAAAUAGACUACGACGUUGAUUCACUCUCGAAUGUCAGAACUUUCAUACACCUCUUUAAACAAUUGAAUGGGUACGCGUGUGCGUAUUACUCAUAUAAAUGGGCAGAAGUACUCGAAGCAGACGCUUUUGAGUUGUUUAAAGAAAAGGGAAUAUUUAAUAAAGAAGUCUGCGACAAAUUCAGAACAUGUGUGUUGGGCGUGGGUAAUGCAGUACCAGCAGACGUCGCCUUUAAAAACUUUAGAGGACGAGAACAGAACGCAGAUGCACUCUUUAAAAGAAAUGGACUCAUUUAA
Molecule: messenger RNA, 2022 nt
Organism: Entamoeba invadens IP1
Lineage: Eukaryota; Evosea; Mastigamoebida; Endamoebidae
Product: oligopeptidase A, putative
Exons: 1
Coding region: 1-2022 (673 amino acids)
Biological process (GO): proteolysis
Molecular function (GO): metalloendopeptidase activity
Source: RefSeq, a predicted model, not a curated record